AUGCUAAUCACCGCGAAAUGUGACAAACUUCUGGAGGCUGAGGUCCUCCAGCGCUCAUCCCAGGUUGUUUCGGUCGUUGGCGAUCGGGCUUACAUUUUUGGAGGAGAGCUGCAUCCUCGCGAGCCAAGAGACAACAACAUAUACGCCGUGGUCUUGAACAAUCAAGUUACAGAUGAGGCUGUCACGCAACCUCAAUCGUCCCUCUCUCCUACUGCGCGUGUCGGCACUGCGUCUGCAACUAUUGGUGAUAAGAUAUACCUCUUCUCCGGCAGAGGAGGCGUCGACAUGGCCCCGAUUGAUGAGCAAGGCUCAGUCUGGGAAUUUGACCCCUCAAGCUCUACCUGGUGUCGGAUCCAGCCCUCGAUCUCCAAUUCUGAUGCUGUCCCUGCGGCGAGGAGCUAUCACUGUAUGACCAGCGACGGCAAAGACACACUCUUUGUCCAUGCAGGGUGUCCCGAGUCUGGGCGGCUAUCAGACCUGUGGUCUUUCAGUGUCUUACGCAGAGAAUGGAAGCAAUGUGCGCCUGCGUUCGACCCUCCUCGCGGCGGAACUUCGAUCACGUUCGUGGGUGGUAAAAUAUACCGCAUGAAUGGAUUUGAUGGUAAGACUGAGCAAGGUGGCAAUCUUGACAUCUACACCCCCGAGACAGAUUCGUGGAAUACCUACAUCUAUCCUGCGGAUGGGAAGAAUGGGCCAUCACCGCGGAGUGUGAGCGCUUUGCUUCCGAUUUCUGUUCUCGGCCGCUCCUACCUGAUUACCAUGUUUGGAGAGCGAGAUCCCAGUUCACUUGGUCACCAGGGUGCUGGGAAAAUGCUCGGUGAUGUGUGGAUUUUUGAUAUCGAAGACAAGAAGUGGGAACAGGUGGAGCUGCGUGGGACUGAGCUUCCGGUCGCCAGGGGCUGGUUUGAUGCCGACGUCAUGUCCACCGAUACUAUCAUCGUUCACGGCGGGCUGGGAGAGUCGAAUGAUCGUCUCGGUGAUUUAUGGAAGCUUUCUUUUGCGUGA
This is a messenger RNA of Penicillium oxalicum, 1005 nucleotides long. Its product is annotated as Kelch repeat protein. The record is from RefSeq and is a predicted model, not a curated record. Bases 1 to 1005 code for a protein of 334 amino acids. Gene Ontology annotation, molecular function: protein binding. The transcript is spliced from 2 exons. Lineage: Eukaryota; Fungi; Ascomycota; Eurotiomycetes; Eurotiales; Aspergillaceae.